AUAAAAAGUGUAUAAAAAACAAUUUUCAAAAAUAUUGGAUUAAAAAAAAAACAACAAAAUGUCGCCAAAAAGUUGCCAACUAAUUUGUGGGUUUAGCAACCCCAACUGCAAACACAAUAUUACAAAAUGCAAACAUAACACCUACAACAAUAGCAACACGAAUUGCAACAGUAGCUACAACAAGUGCAAUAUUAUAGAACGUGAAGAAAUUAUUAAAAAUGUUGGACAAUAUUGUUACAGAAAAUUGUAUGGCUGCAAUGCCAAUAGAAAUUUUGGCAGAUGCUAAAGUCAAAGACCAUAAAAAACUUAGUGAAGAUAAAUUACAAAUUACAGCAACAACAAAUCCACAUGCUAACACAGCACCUAUAACAAAGACUAAUAAGACAAAGACUAUAUUAAAUUGGUUGAAAAAUAGCACCAGCAGUAAUAAUACAAAUAAUACAUUAACUUUAAAUAAAAAUAAUAGUAUUAAUAAAAAGAAUAGUGUUACAAGUGAUAAUAAACAGAUAAAUGAAUGCAGUCAUAAACAAUACGAUCAGAAAAUACAUGAAAAAGAAUCAGAAACUAAUUGUACGUGUCCAAACGUAAAAACACUUAAUAAUACAAAUUGUGCAAGAGAGAUAACACCAACAAAAUCCAUAGGUCACAAAGACGACGAUACUUUAAGAGAAUUUCGAGGCGUACAAACUUUGAAACAUUUUUGGAAUAAACGUAUCACUGCCAACAGAGAAUCUGCUCUAAAAGCCAAAGCCUGUAAACAGCAACAUUUUACUAAAUCGGUGGGUUGUUUGGUAAAUGCCAUCAACAGUACCGGGGAGCCACCACCAACAACAAACACAACUACAUCUGCCCACUUUAAUGAAACUGAACUUUUAAAAGCUCGUAAACUAAGAGCUUUAAGUUUGCAUGACUGUUCCCGAGUCUCACCAGAUUUUGAUGAAAUUUCUUUAUCAGACAUUGACAUACAAAAACAUUUGGAGAAAGAUAAUUUUUAUAAAUACAAAACUGCAGAGCAGGCCUCUAAAUUAAGGGAACUAAGUGAGCAUUCUACCCACAGAAAGUUGAGUAAUGCCAUAGUUUUACCGUCGGGUCAAAAGACAGAACGUUUCGAUUGGCUAAAACGUCAUGAUAAAUUUUCACGCAAAAAACCUAUAGAACUUACACUAACCCCCGCCUCCCAAUUGUUUACAGCGAAAAAUAGCAAUUCCAUUGAAAGUGAUAAGAGCCAUAAGCUUAUCACUGCAACUUCCGCUAUAAUUAACAACGAUAUUAUUAUCAACGAAUUCAAAAUGCAAACAACAAUACAAACAACUGCGUCUUUGCCAACGGCAAUGGGCCAAAAAACAUCAGAAGUUGCCAACAGCAGCAGUAACGUUAGCAGUGAAGCGUCUACACCAACACUUACCGAGGCACAAUCACCACAACAUGCAAUCAGUCGUCGUAGAGCAACAACAAGAAAAGAUUCAGCCAAAACUUUAGCUAGCGCUAGUAGCAUUAGUAGAGAUUCUUCUAACACAUCGCUAGCGGUGAGUGCUAAUAGUCAUAGAACGGUAGUUAAAAGAAAUUCUUCAGCUCGCAAAUACAGUUUCAAAACACACUCUCGUUCUUAUCAUGCGCCUCGAAAAAUGCACACCAAUAAAGAUUCGGUUAGCGGGGGAACGGGUACGGCUGCUAGUCCCCCCAAUAGUCUGGUGGCAAAAUUAACACAACAAUUUAAUGAAAUUAUACAGAAAGAUAAGACUUUAUUGGAGGAGAUAAAACGUAAAAAUGGAGUACUUAUGACCCACAAGGGUCAUGUCUACAAAGUGGUAGAUACUUCAUCUUUGAAUCGCAAUCAAUCGCCUACUGUUAGUCGUGCGAGUUCAAAGGCCCAGGAUUUGCAUACUUUACGUUCGUCUAGUUCGUCUUCGACGGUACAGAAAAAUAUCAAGAAAUUUGAAAGUGAAUCAAGGGGCCUAAAACCCCGAGUACCCCUAAAAAGUAUACAAGUGUUAAGGAAGAGUAAUGAAUUGGUUAUAAAUAAAACUAUAACCAGUUCUAGAUUGAAUAGCAACAAAAAUGAGUCUGAUGUUAAAACGGAAAUAAAACCUCAAACAUUGCAGUUGCCUUUAACAUUGGAAAUGGUAAAAGAAGAGGCCAAAACUCCGGUGGAUAAUAGCAAUAGUAAAGAGCUUAACCAGAUAAAAAGUGAGGAGAAAGAAACAGAUCAAUCAUAUUUAAUAAAUAAUAACAACAAAGAGGAUAAAAUUCCAAAGAACUUAGAUAAAUCGACAAAAGACUUUAUGGAUAUAUCCACUGAAGAUGUCAUAGUAUUGCCUCCUAAAAUAGAUAGUGUCAUAUAUAAAAGUAUUCAUAAAAAUAAACCGAAAAAUAAAGAUAAAACAAAAGAAAUUCCACAAGAACUCCAAGAUAACACAAAUCUAUUGAAUAAACAAGAUUGUACAACAAAAGAAAUAAUUCAUACUAAGCAACAGCAAGUGGAGGAAAAUGUUAACAAAAUAGAGAGUCAGGCAGCACUAAAUCAGGAUAAAGAAUCUGAGUUUAUCCUCGGUACUAAAGAAGAUCCAAGGAAAAUGGAAAUAAAAGAAAACAAUAAAGAUAUACCAAAGGAGGACAAUGAACUAUAUAAUAUAACAACAACAGACGCUUUAACAUCUUUAGUAGAGGAAAAUAAAACCACAGAAAACGAAACCAGAACUUUAGAAUCUACGACAGAAAACAAUACAUCUUCUGAAUCUCUAGAGCUUGAAGACAAAAGCAAACGCAAACAUAAAUAUGCCAAAAUCUAUGAAAAAUUAAGAUACUUUACACCUUUCUCCAACAGCAGUAAAAAACAAAAACUCAAUCCCACUAAUGCCAGCACUACAGAUGUUACCAAACUAGAAGACUCACCCGCUUUAACCAUUGACACCGCAAUAAUAAAAGACUCUAAAUCCAUUCCAUGUGAAAAUCCCCAACUGUUGGAAGCAGGAGAAUAUACACCGAUGAAUUCUCCUUCGCUCAAAAAGAAAGAAUUUGAACUAAACGAAGUGGUGUAUUCCAUAAUGAUCGAUUCAGAAGCCAAACUAUUGGAUGCUUUAGAUCAAGUAGAUAAAAAGUUACAACAUUUGUCUCAUGGCAACGAUGCCAUUUUGGAAGUGGAUGAAUAUGGUGAACCCUUAAAACCAAAUUCAUCAUUUCUGCAUCAAACUUAUGCCAAAGAGAUUGCAACGAAAUCAACCAGCGCAACCAUAAUACAAGCGGUCAAUGUGACUCUAGUCAAUGCCAUAGAGGGUGAACAAAUGAUCAUGGAACAAAAGGAGAUACAACAACAGCAGCAGCAACAUCAAAAGGAAAAACUAAUACAACAAUAUGAGAAUAAACCUUGUAGCAAACCUUUGCCACCUAUACCUCCACCCAAGAAAACAGCAGCAUCGAUAGAAGAAGAGGAACCAUUUUAUGAACCCAUAUGUAUAGAUAAAACAAUUGAACUUAAGACUGAACAAUCAUAUAAAAAUUGUGAACUCAACACUUCUAAAGAGGAAACUACCACUAUCCAAACUAAAAUCCCAGAAAUAGAGGAAGAUAUUUAUCAAACAGUAGAGGAAGCUAAAGAAGUUUAUGAUCAUUUUGAAUCCCUUCAAUCGUCAGAAAUUGUUAUUAAUUCAAUACAACAAUUAGAUGGCUACGAACCUAUAGAAAAUCCCGAAGAAGUCACACUGUUACCAAAGUGUGAAACACCUAAACCUGUACACUUUGAUGGUUACGAGGAAUAUACUCCCUCUGUGGUAACGACACCCAUAACACCUAAUACUAUGGGAGUACGUAAAGUGACAGAUGAACUGCCUGAUUUGCCAAAACCCAAAAGAAUUUUACCCUGCAGAACGGCACCUAAACCCCCAUUAACUAGACUGCAAAGUACUGAAGAAGAAUCUCUUACUUCCACCCCCUGUCUUGAACCACCUUAUUAUGGGGGAGAUGAAAAUAUAUAUGACACUAUUAAAGGCUCCCAUUGCUAUGAGUCCCUGCAAUGUGAGGGCAAUAAAUUACAAAAUUCUCCACCCUCCUUGCUGCGUAAUAAAAAUUCCGAUUGUAUUUCAUUAUCAUCCAAUUGCUAUGAAAGUAUUUCACAUUUUAAACGUACCAAUAUAGUGGGUCAUCAUAGUGGUGGCAGUAGUAGCGGUUCCACUCUAACUAUUUCUUCAGAGAAUAAAACAAAUAGCCUGUACGAGGACUCCUUAGCCUCUAGUCUGCAUUAUUCGAGUAAACGUAUCUAUCACAUGAAUAGUCAUGCUCAUAUUGACAUCAAUAAAUCAACGACAGAUGUAAAUAGUGUUAACGGUUAUGGUGGUUCCAUAGGUCGUACAACAGAUACAAGUGAUGAAUGGACUGAUGUUACAGACAAUGAAAAUGGGGAGGCAGUGAGUAAACCACAAUUUAUCAUUGUACGUGAACGUUCUAAGGCCCAUAAAAGUCCCGAUUGGUCUAGGAGAGUGCGUGAUAAACGUCAAAGGAAAUCGAAAAGUUGCAUUGAAGAUGAUGAUCCCGAUCAUUAUUACGAACAACUUUCACCGCAAACCAUCUCCAAGCGACACUCUUUGCUUGAGCAGACACGAAUGAAUAGUUUGCAAAGAAAUCAGGACUCGAUUCGCGUGUCUAAGCGUGGCAAAAAAAUGUCCUACUCAGCACAUGCACUGGGACAACACAUAUCAGAUGAUUCAUUUGAUUCCGAUACCGAUUACUAUGAAGAUGGUGAAAAUUUUAAAAAUUCCCAUAACGACAGUGGUGUUGAUAUAAGAACCACUAAAUUGCCAGAUCCUCCAACUUCAUCCAAUCAAAUGUAUUCAUUUGUUAAGAAAUUUAAGAAUUUCAUAGUGAAUAAGAAAUCUCCAAAUAGUUCUAAACAUGGUGGUAGUCAGCAAAAGAUCUAUGAUAGUUCAUCGCAAUUCUAUGCCGCAGGACAAUAUGAGGGAAAGCCGGAAACUACGGCAUUAGGAACAUCAUCUUCAUUACAAGUACCAGCCACCAAAGAAUUAAGUACUUCUGAAAAGAAUUUAAUAUUAGCUCAAAGUACGGUCUCUAAACCGGAACCUUUAAACACUUCUACUACACCGAGAAAAUCUAAAGCGGGUAAAAGUUUGAAAUCUCGCAUACGCAAGAGUUUAGUAGGAUUUGAUAAUAAACAAUUAUCCACAUUAACGCCUACCAGAAGUACCUUCUAUAUUGAGGAUCCAGCAAAUGACGAACAUAAUGGACAGUUGGAUUCGGGAUUUUCGGAAAAAGCUUUAUCGGGAGAACUGCCUACCACAACGUCUAUACCAACAGCAGAGUCACAAAGACUAUCAACUAUGGCACGUAAAUCUAAGAAGGAAUCUAAAUUAGCCAAUUCACAAAGAAGACGCACUACUAUUGGCAUUAGGCCUCAUGAGCCACCACCACCUCCGCCACCAGAAAACAACACUAAACCCAAACGUCAAAGCAAUACCUCCUGGUAUGCCGAAUGUGGUGUUUUCAAAAAUGGCACCACCAAUUUGUUACAAGAUGAUUCUCAAAUAAUAAAUAGUCAAAAUGGUAGUUCGGGCAGUAGUUUUGCGGCCGGUUCUACUUGGUAUGAGGAAGCUGGUUUAUAUCAAACCAGUGGCAUAUCAGUGGCCAGCAGCAGUGGCAGUUCCGGUGUUUCUACCAGCAAUGAAGCGGGACCGGCAGAUGAAAUGUCUCAUAGUAUGUUUAGCAAUGAACCUCUGUAUCAGAUCUAUAGUGCUGCCAAAUUAGAAGCCAUUUCACGAGAUAUGGCUGAUGAGAGUUCCACAGAUGGUUAUGAGGAAAUAGGCGAUCGCCUUAAGAAUGGCAAUGCUAAGGAAGGAACUCGUAAAUCUUCAAGACCUUCGGCUUUACAACUGGUGGAGCCCAAGGGAAGUCCCGAACGCACGUUGUGGAGUCAAAUACCAGAAGUUAUUAACUCGUGUAUAAUACCCACAAUGACCCCACGCGAACGAGCUUUAAUGGAGGCCAAAUUUGAAAUAAUUACUUCCGAAGCCAGUUACCUUAAAUCUCUAAAUCUCUUGCGCACUCAUUAUAUGAAUCAUCCCGUGUUUCGCGAUCAAAAUAUUGUUAGCUCGCGUGAUCGCAAAUCUUUAUUCGCUCACAUUGUGCCGGUACAUGAAUGCUCAGAAAAACUCCUAACAGAAUUGGAAUCCUGCUGGCAGGACAAUAUAAUGUUAAUAGGUUUAAGUAAACGCAUAUAUGCUAUAGCCGAAAAGCAUUUCCAUGUCUAUGUGGGAUUCUGCGAACAUCAAGGACGCAUGGAUCGUACCUUGAAACAUUUGCGUGAAGGCAAAGGACUGUUUGCACAAAAUUUGGAAUUACUCGAGUCAAGUCCGGCGUGCUGCGGGCUAAACUUGCAUUCAUUCUUAAUGUUACCCAUGCAGAGAAUAACAAGACUGCCUCUCCUAAUAGAUGCCGUUUUCAGUAAAUGUCAUCCCAAUGAUGAUGAGUAUGACAAUUGGAAAAUGUGUUUGGCCAUAAUGAAUAAAAUUGUAACGCAAUGUAAUGAGGCGGCUAACAAAAGUGAACAGGCCUUUGAAAUUGAACGAAUCUCCAGACAACUAGAAUUUAAUCCAUCUGUAAUACGACCUUUGGCAAUUGCACCAGCUGGUGUUUUGGCUCCCGGCACUAAGCCACGUUAUUUAGUUAAAAAGGGAGAGCUAACACAUCUGAUAUGGCGUGGAGAUGAUGCCAAGCUAACAUUUGGCAAAAAGUUUUCAAAGACUACAAUAUUUGCCUUUCUCUUUUCGGAUUUGUUGGUACUGACAAAACGUAAAGCAGAAGAACAGUUUUCGGUAUUUGACUAUUGUCCGCGCAAUAUGUUGACAAUAACUUCGGGUGACUCACUGCCACAAUUACCAACCAAAGAUUUAAAUAGUCAAACUAGUAAGAAUUUAAUUUUAAUGACUCUGCUAGAGAAUCAUGAACGUAAAACUGUGGAGUUGCUUUUGUCCUGUCCCUCAGUGUCGGAGCAAGAAAGAUGGUUACAAGCUAUGCGUCCUCCGGAAUCAGAAACUCCCGGUGAGAAACUAUAUGAACAAUGGGAUUGCCCUCAGGUCAUAGCCAAACACGCUUACGAGAAUAAUGAACCGGAUGUUUUAAAUUUAGAUGUAGGAGAUGUGGUAAAUGUCACACGUAAAUUGCCAGAUGGUUGGUAUAAGGGCGAACGUAUACGUGAUGGUGCUGUCGGUUGGUUCCCCGGUAGUUAUACUGAGGAGGUUAAUUCGGUUCAUGUAAGAGCACGUAAUCUUAAGCAAAGACAUCGUUUACUCACCUUUACCGCCACCUAUUUGGAAUCACAAAAACGCAAUAAAUGAUCAAAAAGUAUAUUAUCCCUGAGGAUAAAAUGUAGUUUUUAAAAGUCAACAUACUAUUAAGAUUUGUAUAGAAAACCCCCGAUUUGUGUCUUUAGUCCAAAAUAAAGUAAUAUUUAUAUAGAGUAUUUAAAAUGUAUGUAAUUGUCAUAAAUUAAAAUAAGCUUUUCAAAAUAUUUUUUAAUAUGUGUUGUAAAAUAUUUAGGAAAUUGUGAUAUUGAAAUUAUUAUAAAUUUUUAACUUUUUUUUAUAAAUAUUAAAAAUUAUGUAUGUAUUUAAGUUAAGGGUUGUCGAUUAAGUUGAGUCGUAAUAAAAUGUAUUCAAAUAGUAAUCGUUUAAUAAUUUAAAAAAAUUUGUUAAUUUAAUACAUUACGUUAAAACAAUUAAA
Molecule: messenger RNA, 7725 nt
Organism: Lucilia cuprina (Australian sheep blowfly)
Lineage: Eukaryota; Metazoa; Arthropoda; Insecta; Diptera; Calliphoridae
Product: rho guanine nucleotide exchange factor 16
Exons: 7
Coding region: 219-7340 (2373 amino acids)
Biological process (GO): activation of GTPase activity
Molecular function (GO): guanyl-nucleotide exchange factor activity; protein binding
Source: RefSeq, a predicted model, not a curated record